Messenger RNA from Staurois parvus, 198 nucleotides. Lineage: Eukaryota; Metazoa; Chordata; Amphibia; Anura; Ranidae. The record is from the annotation of a GenBank genome assembly.
CAUUUGGGGGAUAUCUGUACUGUUCUGACAUUUGGGGGAUAUCUGUACCAUCCUGACAUUUGGGGGAUAUCUGUACCAUCCUGCCAUUUGGGGGGAUAUCUGUACCGUCCUGACAUUUGGGGGAUAUCUGUACUGUCCUCCAUUUGGGGGAUAUCUGUACUGUCCUGCCAUUUGGGGGAUAUCUGUACUGUUCUGACA